AUGUCGUUCUUUAUGCAGGCUGUCCCCUUCUCUAGCUUCGGUCUCACGUUCCAGGUGUUGUCGGAUUUCCUUCGCAGCGCCAUGUUUGCACAGAUCCUUUCAACGCCGAAACGCGCCCAGCCCUUCCGAAUUCCCCUCUUCGCGCUCUUCCUCAGCGUCUUCCUUGUCGCCGACGUCCACGCCACGAUCUUCAUCGGCACCCCCAGUUCUUCGGUCCAAUGCGGGACGACACAUAUCACGUGGUCGGGCGGUGCGCCUCUCUAUCAGCUGUCGUUCAGCGGAUCGAACGGCGCGUCGGACUCGAUCGCUGACGUGAACGCGACCGACGCGGACUGGAAGACGACGAUGCCGGCGGGGACGGUUGUCACCCUGACGAUCCACGAUGACCACCUGCAGGGCACGGCGCAGUGGACGGUGGCGGAUGGGUCGGACAGUAGCUGUUUGGGAGGGGUGGGGACGGCGACGGACACGGUUUCUGCGACUGCCACGGGUACGUCGUCGUCUUCAAGUACAAGCUCGAGCGACCCCGCAUCGUCCACGGAUACAUCGCUUCCCACCAUGUCCACGUCUUCCGAGGAGAGUACGUCUACAGGCACUACAUCAGAGUCUUCGACGGAGACUCCGACCUCAACGACGACAUCGCACACCAUCACAAGCACCUCGACUUCCGUCACCACUAGUACGUCGUCGUCCGUUGUUGGUACGGACACAAGCGGAGAGCACACCACGCCUUCAGACCCGCUGGAGACAUCCUACAACCACCACCUCGUCAACAGGCUCAUCGACCACGUCUUCGGCGAGUUCCUCGACUACCACGACUACCAGGAGUGUUAUCAUUAUUUCUUCGACCAUCACGAGUUCUCCCUCGGAUCCUACUUCGGCGACGACGUCUCUGCCUCAACCUAUCAACGCGGUCGGCAUUUCGUCUACCAGUUCCAGCACGGAUUCCACCAGAACUGGCGCCGACAAAGCAACCAAGACCAGUGCAUCUGGAACGACCUCACGAACCUCCGCUGCCAGCCAAGCUGGCCAGACGGAUUCCUCGAAUCCGAUCUCUGGCGCGGUUCCGACUGGGACGGGUUCUGGCAGUCUCCAGUCUGCACUCAGUUCGGGUGCUCUGAAGGCGGCGCAAGAAUGCACGCGGACGAUGUCAUGAUGUCUGAGAAGGCGCCUCCCGCCGAGCACGACCGUCUCUCCGUCAACUCCGCGUCGUACUAUACCUCCUCCGUAUCCGACCGCCCUCUCAUUGCGCAUGGCUCUUCCGCGUCCCUCGACUUCCUCGCGACCAUCAGGCGCCUCACGAGCGCUUUCAGCACUACGCCCCCGCACAGGGUCUACCGCACCGGCGCGGCGCGGGACGCGGAGAACGGCGGCGGCGACGCCUCCUCGUUCGGGAGCUCGUCUCUGCGUCUCGUCCAUUCGCCCGAGUCGUUCUACUCCGGCCCGGACCUCGACGCGUCCGCAGAUGCCCUGGCGUCGCCCAUGCCCCUCCUCCAGCACACGCGCGCGCUGCGGCCCUCGACGACCUCUACUACCGUGGGCGCAAGCGUGAUGCUGCAAUCCCCCACCACGCCCGGCACGGACGACCCCUUCGCCGCGUUCGUCGCGCGCCAAUUCGGCCCCGCGUUCGACACGCUCGACCCCACGGACGACCGCUCGCUCUCGGUCGCGAGCGCCGCAUUCGACCACCCCUUCGUCGGCCGCGCGUCGGCCGCGCCCGCGUCCACGCUCGCGAUGCGCCCGCGCGCGACAGGCUUCUGGUCCGCGGGCGACGACGACGGCGAGCGCUCGCGCGCGAGCGGCGCGUCCUUCCCGGACUCGACCGGGCGCGCGAGCACCAAGUACUCCGUCGACGGCGGGGUGCGGCUCGCGGGCGGGCGCCCGGGGAGCCAGGAGGCGGACGUCGUCCCGUACGGGUACGACGACGGGGGCGCGUCGACGGUGAAGACGAUGCCGCCGCCGUACGGGCGGGUGCUGUCCGUCGCGGACUCGCUCCCGCCGCCGGUGCCGUCGCUGCCGUCGCCGGAGGAGGGGGAGUCCGCGGGGUCGUCGGUGUGGGCUAGGUGA
Epithele typhae is the source of this 2067-nucleotide messenger RNA. RefSeq lists its product as uncharacterized. The record is from RefSeq and is a predicted model, not a curated record. The transcript has 6 exons. Bases 1 to 2067 code for a protein of 688 amino acids. Lineage: Eukaryota; Fungi; Basidiomycota; Agaricomycetes; Polyporales; Epitheliaceae.